AUGCCGGCUAUCGACGCGAGCGUGGCGCCGCAGGUGCCUCUGCAAUCCCUGCCGGUCGUGCAGGAGGCUGUCCCCUUUCCGACGUCGCUCCCGCCAUCGCCGCCCGAGCCGCCAGCGCCGUGGUACGGCACGGCCGUCGGCUUCCUCGCGAGGGGGCCGGGGAUGGAGCCCGUCCUCUCGCUCAGCCUCGUGGUCGGCGCGGUCGGCGCCGCCGGAGCCGCAUUGUCCGCGCACCAAAGCGAGAUGGCGUCCAUCUUCCCCGUCUUCUUUGGCGCGGUGUGCCUCAGCUUGGCCGCCUUCUCCGUGUCCAACGCGCUGCUCUGCGGCGACGAAUUGGCUCGCGCGUGGGCGUUCGUGAUCCCGCUUCACCCUCUUCCGCUGACGGCGCUACUGUGGCUCGUCCCCGCGGACGAUCUUCUGCGCGCCAAGGAGAGCAUGGACACCUUUCGUGUGCCCGGGACUGUAUUAGUUGGGGCAAUCGGGGCGGUGACCGCCACCAUGCCGCGCCCCCUUCGCUGGAAGUGCAUGGUGGCGGCCGGCUUCCUUCUGUCGACUGCCAGCAAUUUCGGUGUGGCCACGUACCUACUCGACGAGCGGCUCUCCUUCAUUUACGAGAUGUUCCCCUACCACCUCUCGACCCUGGGCAGCCUCGCCCUCACCCUCCUCUGCCAGAAGGUCAUCAAGGAGUUCAUCGGGCAGCCACUGACGAUGCUGCCUUGGGUGAGCGUCAACUUCGAGGACGGUGGCGUCAACGAGCGCGUCACCAGAGCCUGCCUGGCGGGCGCAUUCGCGUGCAUUUGUCUCCUCGUCGUUAGCGGUUGGGCGGCGGGCCAGGACGGUGCGGAGCGUUUCGGCAAGUGA
Emiliania huxleyi CCMP1516 is the source of this 861-nucleotide messenger RNA. RefSeq lists its product as hypothetical. Lineage: Eukaryota; Haptophyta; Isochrysidales; Noelaerhabdaceae. The coding region runs from base 1 to 861 and encodes 286 amino acids. The transcript has a single exon. The record is from RefSeq and is a predicted model, not a curated record.